Diuraphis noxia (Russian wheat aphid) is the source of this 2062-nucleotide messenger RNA. RefSeq names its product paired box protein Pax-6-like. Lineage: Eukaryota; Metazoa; Arthropoda; Insecta; Hemiptera; Aphididae. The record is from RefSeq and is a predicted model, not a curated record. Gene Ontology annotation, biological process: regulation of transcription by RNA polymerase II; anatomical structure development. Gene Ontology annotation, molecular function: DNA-binding transcription factor activity, RNA polymerase II-specific; RNA polymerase II cis-regulatory region sequence-specific DNA binding.
AUGCCAGAAAAACAUUUCACUCAACUGGAASCUGCUCCAAAAGUGUUGGGUCUUUACGGAGGAGGGACGUGGGGGUCCGUCAAGACGUUGCUUGGAGCUGGGGUGGGGGGGCUCGGGCCUUUCCCUUGCAGAGAAAACGAACCAUUUUGGAAGAUGCCUCACAAAGAUGAUUCGGACCACUGUAACAUGACAGCGGCGGCCGCGGCGAUGGUACAGAGCUCAGCGGCUCUGUUCGGUUGUUCGGCGGCCGGUCAUAGUGGUAUCAACCAGCUGGGUGGAGUGUACGUCAACGGUCGCCCGUUGCCGGAUUCGACGCGACAGAAAAUCGUCGAGCUUGCGCACUCGGGCGCCAGGCCUUGUGACAUAUCCCGCAUACUGCAGGUCUCCAACGGAUGCGUUUCCAAAAUACUCGGCAGGUAUUACGAAACCGGUUCAAUCAAGCCGCGUGCCAUUGGCGGCUCGAAGCCGCGGGUUGCCACCAAUGGCGUAGUGAACAAAAUCGCCGACUACAAGCGCGAGUGUCCGUCCAUCUUCGCUUGGGAGAUCAGGGACCGGUUGCUGUCCGAAGGGGUGUGUAGCAACGACAACAUACCCAGUGUGUCGUCCAUCAACCGGGUGCUGAGGAACUUGGCCGCACAAAAGGAACACCAGGCCUCGUCGACGCACCAGCCGGGCGGUGGAAAUGGCCUGAGCGGCGGUGGCGGCAUCGGUGGCGGCGGAGGUGGCGCGGCAGAGUCUGUGUACGACAAGCUCCGCAUGUUCAACGGACAAACGGGUUGGCCGUGGUACGCAGCACCACCACCACCACCACCACCAUCGUCGGGCGGCCCACCCGUGCACGGCGGCGCGCCGUCACCGCACCACCCGGCACUGGUCGGCUCGGCUGGCCACCAUCCGGGAAAUCCAGCGGCCGCUUCUCUGGCCACGGCUACCACGGCGUCACUCACCACCGUGUCCAGAGAUGAUAUCCAGAGGAGAGCUGCUGAAUUAGCACCGGAGAGCACGUCCGAUGGCAACUCGGAGCACAAUUCGUCGGCGGAUGACGAUUCGCAACUAAGACUUAGACUGAAAAGGAAACUGCAAAGAAACAGGACUAGUUUCACCAACGACCAAAUAGACAGCUUAGAAAAAGAAUUCGAGAGAACACAUUAUCCGGACGUGUUCGCCAGAGAGAGGCUGGCGGAUAACAUAUCUCUUCCGGAAGCCAGAAUUCAGGUUUGGUUUAGCAAUCGUCGAGCUAAAUGGAGACGUGAAGAGAAAUUGAGAAACCAGCGCAGAGGUGGAGGUGGUGGUGGAGGAGGUGGAGGACUUGACCAGCAAAACGGUACACCAGCUGCACUUUCUUCGUCAUCCGCGUCCGUAAGUCCACCGGCCGGCGCCACGUCGAAUGUGGUCGGUGGUAGUGGCGGCGGGGGUGGUGGCGGCGGUCACAACAACCGGCUGGCGUCGAUCCAAGCGGCUGGUUUCAACCACAUGUACCAAUCCAUCUCUCAACCAAUCGCUACCAUGCCCACCGACAAUUAUGGUUCCAUGUCCAGCAUGGUGUCCGGCGGCCAUCAUCACCAUCAUCAUCAUCAUCCGGCCAGCUCAUACCCCUACAUGUUCCAUCACCCGCCACCAGACUCGCUGUAUAACCAUCCGGUAUCGUCGUCACCACGUGUCCCUUGCCAACCCGCUCCAGCGCACUCGGUCAACGCCAACACGCAUCCGGCGGCGUAUCCCACUUCUACUCAUCAUGCGUCAAACACGUCACCCGGUGCUACGGGCACAGGCGUAAUAUCUGCCGGAGUAUCUGUACCGGUGCAAAUACCAUUGAGCCAAGCGCCGGAACACACAUACUGGUCGAGAUUACAGUGAAAGGAUGACGGUAACCGCUGAUGAUAUUUAUAUUAUGUACAUUACGACGAACGUUUGAGUGAUCUAAUUUUUAUUUUAAUAAACACGAAAGAUUUUUAACUGAUGUUUGUACCAAUGUAUAUGGGUACGUACAUUGUAUAUAUAAUAUUAUAUUACAUUGUAAGAUAUUAAAAUAUUACGUAAUAAUAUUGAUAUUACUGUAUAA